Messenger RNA from Triticum turgidum subsp. durum (durum wheat), 909 nucleotides. NCBI's taxonomy places the organism in Eukaryota, Viridiplantae, Streptophyta, Magnoliopsida, Poales, Poaceae. The record is from the annotation of a GenBank genome assembly.
AUGGAGAUAGAAGCGACACCACUGAGCCCGCAGCAGCAAGCAUACAAUGACGGUGGCGGUUCGGACCAGCGGGGCGGCGCCGGCGCUAAACCACUCUACCGCAACCCCGUCGUGGUCGUCAACUUCCUCCUCAUGGCUGUUGGCACGGUGUGUGGCCCGCUCCUCUUUCGCGCCUACUUCCUCCACGGCGGCACGCGCAAGUGGCUCACCUGCCUGCUCCAGACCGCUGCGUGGCCGCUCCUGCUCCCGCCGCUCUGCGUCUCCUUCUUCUCCCGCCGCCGCCGCCAGCGCGAAGAGAGCGCCACGGAGGCCGCCCCGCUCUCCCUCAUGUCGGGCACCCUCCUGGCCGCCACGGUCGCCAUCGGCCUCGUGAUCGGGCUCAUCGACUUCCUCUACGCCUAUGGGCUGGCCUACCUCCCGGUGUCCACCACCUCCAUCCUCGUCUCCACGCAGCUGGCCUUCACGGCCGUGUUCGUGCUGGUGGUGGUGCGCCAUCGGUUCACCGCCUUCUCCGUGAACGCGGUGGUGCUGAUCGUCGUGGGCGCCGCCAUGCUGGGGCUGAACGGCGGAGGGGACCGCCCCGCGGGGGUGUCCCGGGCGCAGUACUACGCCGGGUUCGCCAUGACGCUCGGUUCCGCGGCGCUGUACGGCCUCGUGCUGCCCCUCAUGGAGCUCAGCCAGGCGCAGCACGCGGCGCGCGCCGGCGCGGCGGUCACGUACACGCUCGUCUUGGAGAUCCAGAUGGUCAUCGGGAUCACGGCCACGGCCUUCAGCGCCGUCGGCAUGCUCGUGAACCGCGAAUUCCACGCCCGCAUGGACCGCGCGGCACGAGCACCUCGCGAUCAAACAGUGCUAUGCGCAGGGAGUACACUCCCCGUCUCCACCCAUGCAUCGUUGAUCGAGUCCUAA